GCAAAAGGAAAACAAACAACGACGGCGUGUUUUCGAUUUUCCGCGAAGAAAUUCCAAGUUUUCCUCGUUUUCCCGGCGAUUUUCCCUUCUACCUGCCACUAAAAUGGAGGAUGGAGAUUACGAUAACGAUGACGUCGGUGGAGACGAAUUCGACGAUGUCGAGGACGACGACAAUAUCGACGAGCUGAACCAGGAAGAGGACGGAGAUAACAUCGAGAUCAUCAAUCCUAGCCAGGCGGGCGGUGGCGUGCCGAAAAACAAACGCAUCACCACAAAGUACAUGACCAAGUACGAGCGGGCGCGGGUGCUCGGUACUCGGGCACUCCAGAUUGCGAUGUGCGCCCCGAUCAUGGUGGAGCUAGAGGGUGAAACGGAUCCGCUACAGAUCGCGAUGAAAGAGCUAAAACAACGCAAAAUUCCCAUCAUUAUCCGCCGAUAUCUGCCCGAUUCGUCCUACGAAGAUUGGAGCAUCGAUGAGCUGAUCAUUAUCGAUCAUUAGUAUUAAUCCGUGUUUGUAAGUUUGAGGAAAGGUGAAUUGACUUUAUUUUAAAAUGGGGUAACACAGUCUAGCUCCAGCUAAACCCGCCAGCAUCCAGACUGAACAAUAAACGCUCGGUAUCGAACACGGAAUCCUUCGU
Messenger RNA from Anopheles darlingi, 638 nucleotides. It is a transcript of the gene RpII18, whose product is annotated as DNA-directed RNA polymerases I, II, and III subunit RPABC2. Gene Ontology annotation, cellular component: RNA polymerase III complex; RNA polymerase I complex; nucleus. Gene Ontology annotation, molecular function: DNA-directed RNA polymerase activity; DNA binding. Bases 104 to 499 code for a protein of 131 amino acids. The record is from RefSeq and is a predicted model, not a curated record. Gene Ontology annotation, biological process: DNA-templated transcription. The transcript has 2 exons. Lineage: Eukaryota; Metazoa; Arthropoda; Insecta; Diptera; Culicidae.